Messenger RNA from Fonsecaea multimorphosa CBS 102226, 1896 nucleotides. RefSeq lists its product as uncharacterized. The coding region runs from base 1 to 1896 and encodes 631 amino acids. Gene Ontology annotation, molecular function: DNA binding; zinc ion binding. The transcript has 3 exons. NCBI's taxonomy places the organism in Eukaryota, Fungi, Ascomycota, Eurotiomycetes, Chaetothyriales, Herpotrichiellaceae. Gene Ontology annotation, biological process: DNA-templated transcription. The record is from RefSeq and is a predicted model, not a curated record.
AUGGAACAGCUACUGGGCCUCGAAUUACCUUCCAAACGGGUGACAGACUAUUUCCUCAACACCUAUCUCGAUGCUGUACAUUGGUUUAUGAUGCUUUUUCAUGAGCCAACGUUCCGGUCCUCCUAUGAGAGGCUGAUGGCAUCGAGGAGAUUCCCGCGCACGAGGUCGAACCAGGUAAUCUUCAUCCUUCUGGUACUGUCCAUGGGCGCACAUUAUGCUUCGGACGACGAUGUGCGACAAAAGUUUCCUACUUUCCAGCUGGACACCUUCCGAAAGCUCUCCCUCAAAAAGGUCGAGGACAGCAUGCACUCCGUGUAUGAUGCGGCAGAACUCGAAUCUGUCCAAGUGUGUGUCCUUCUCGCGUCAUACUAUGUCUACUACGGUCGCCCCAAUCUUGCAUUCGUUGUUCUCGGUGCCGGACUCAGGUGUGCCCAACUCAUGUUGCUGCACAGAGAGUCAACCUGGCGAGGUUUGUCGGAAAUUGCGAAAGAGGAGCGCAGACGGACCUUUUGGGCUCUUUUUAUUUUCGAUCGAUUUGCAGCUACAAUAUAUGGACGACCCUGUGGCAUCCCGAUUGGUGAAGUUGAUAUCAAGAUCCCAGAGAAUAUCGGCGACACCACUAUUCAGCAUCCAACGUUUCGCUCAACUGCGACCAUGCCAGAUGGAACCGUGGAACCAGUCACCACAUUUUCCUACUUGAAGUACAAGAUCAAGUUGUACCAGAUCUCUUCGCCUAUCAUUGGUGACUUGUAUUUUCAUCGAAGUUCUAGUGUGUCGGAGUUGGCGCUCAAGGUCUAUCGAAUUGACAAAGAGCUGUCCAACUUCUUCGCUUCUCUGCCGCCAGAGCUGAAGUUGGAAGAUCUGUGUCGAAACACCGCCGAACCCAUGACAGCUAAUAGCAGACCUUUUAUACUACAAGCACUGGCGCUUCAGAUUGCCUAUGACAAUGUGCAGAUCCUUCUACACCGCCCGUUACUGUCUCAAGAUCUGCGAAGUUUCAAGCCAGACGCACCAACUUCCGGGUCCCAAAGUUCGAGGUACUCUUCCGGCCAGAUCGAUUUUGCCAACGACGCCAAAUUGUCGCAUCGGCAUGUCCAUGAAAUCUUGCUUGCCAGCAGAGAUAAUUGUUGGGAAUCUGCAAUCAGGUCUUCAAAGCUCGGCCAGUAUCGUCAAUGCUUGAUCUCGGCUCGGGACAGUCACGCCGCGGCAUUUCUCGGUAUCAAUCUGUUCACGGCUGGCAUGGUCCUGUGCGUCGUGGCUCUCUCACGGCCGCUAUCCUCGGAGGCGCAAAUGGCUAAACAGGCCGUUGCUCGGAUCAUGUCCCUCUCGCGGUUCUUAUCAGGCAGAGCCCUCCUCUCCGCGCAAACAUCAAAGAUCCUAAAGGAUCUUAUUCGACUGAUCGGGGAGAGAGAGAUCAAGGCGAUGCUUUCGGAAUCAGACACAUCUCAAAGCAUGGCAACCUUAUCAGGAAUAAGACCUAGAGAGACAGCAGACUCCUCUAACGCAACACCUGGGCCUGCCUUCGGGGAUCCGGAAUACGCUGAAGAAGCCGCUGUGAACCCAACCACGACACAGAUGAAUGAUGAACCGGUUCCCUUUACGAUUGAUCAAGUUGAAGCUUCCAUGAACGAUUUUGACUUUUCUGGCUUCGAGAAUGUAGAUUUCAACAAUGGUUUACUGAUCAUGCAGCAAGUGCAAGCGAUGUUCCCGGAAGUAUCGGCGCUUGAUCCAGAGAGAUCAAAUGAUGACGGAACAAACCAGAACGCGGCCCAAUACGGCGCUGACAAUUCUUAUAUCAACCAAACUGGGGGAAGCGACAUGGGUCUCUUGGGCUCUGACCUGAGCGUGAUGAACACUGUUGGGCAGACCUGGCUUUGGGACUCUGUCACAUGGUGA